Molecule: messenger RNA, 1460 nt
Organism: Botrytis cinerea B05.10
Lineage: Eukaryota; Fungi; Ascomycota; Leotiomycetes; Helotiales; Sclerotiniaceae
Exons: 3
Coding region: 217-1332 (371 amino acids)
Biological process (GO): chromatin organization
Cellular component (GO): nucleus
Source: RefSeq, a predicted model, not a curated record
GACCAUGUACCUACGCGCGUGCCGUACCGCGCGUACCUACUUAGGUAUGUCUGACUAAGCGCAUUUCUCCAGUAACACGAGCACGCCACACCAGCAACACCAGCCACAAACACUACAGCCACAUCUCGAGUCACCAUCCACCUCUACCUAGUAUUUUCUCAAGAUCCAGACCGUCUCAGAUUCCUCCCUCACAAUAUAAUUUGCAUCCCCAUAAACAUGUCUUCCAAUCCACCCUCCGAACCUCCGUCGCGCACCGCAACGCCAAAUCCACAGUCGCGCUUCACAUCGCAAUCGAAAACCGUCGAAGAUGUUCUCAGCACGCAAACCGUGGGAUUGGUCAAGCUGUCUGAUUUUCGCAAGCGCAGAGCGGAGGCAGUAGAGAUGAAGGAGAGGGAUGCGCAAGAGAUUGGAAGCGGAAGGAGUGGAGCGAGCACACCUGUGGGCGACGGUGCCUCCACGCCCACCGACCCUCAAUCUGGCCCCCUGAAGAAAAAGAAGAAGAAAGCGGGAACACCCAAAUUAUCAUUCGGAGUCGACGACGAAGAAGGAGGAGAAAAUACCGAGUCCGACCCUUCACGAUCCGCAACUCCAGAUAUUCCAAACAAGAAGAAGAAAAUAGGCGUCAAUUCUAGCGUUUCGUUCGUCCCCAAAACUCUGACUAAAUCGGCAUUGUUGAAAGAAGCGCAAACGCGAGAAUCAUUACGGAAAGAGUUUCUGGCAAUCCAAGAAGCGGUCAAGGGAACAGAGAUCGCAAUUCCAUUUGUAUUCUAUGAUGGGACGAAUAUACCAGGUGGAGUAGCGAGGGUGAAGAAAGGAGAUUUCAUUUGGGUUUUCUUGGAUAGGAGUAGGAAAGUUGGAGCCGAAUUAGGGGUUGGAGAGAAGGCGAACAGUAAUAGAGAGUGGGCGAGAGUCGGUGUAGAUGAUUUGAUGUUGGUUAGAGGGGGGCUGAUUAUUCCUCAUCACUAUGAUUUCUACUACUUCAUCAUAAACCAUACCCUCGGACCUAACAGCCAAGUCCUCUUUUCUCAUAGUUCUUCACCGCCUCCUACCGCCUCAAUUACUCCUCUUGAUACCGAUUCCCCUAUCCCCGAAUCAUAUAACCCACUCUCGCGGCCUUCUGCUUCGAGUGGUACCAAGACCCCCACAACGAAAGUCGAAGAUUUAGAGGGAUUUGGCGAUGACCCAACUUUUACAAAAGUAGUGGAUCGCAGAUGGUAUGAGAGGAAUAAACAUAUCUAUCCAGCUAGCGUAUGGCAAGAGUUCAACCCUGAGAAGGACUACCAGACCGAAGUUAAGAGGGAUGCUGGCGGAAACGCAUUCUUCUUUUCCUAGGGGAAUGCUUCGUGGUUCUAGUGGUACAAAUUGGAAAUGCGGAGGUCUAUAGAACUUGUAUAAUUGUUUCGGGACCUGGAGCGUUUUGGAUGAAUACAUCGAGGGAUAGACUUGAAAGCCUUAAAACA